Monodelphis domestica (gray short-tailed opossum) is the source of this 4898-nucleotide messenger RNA. It is a transcript of the gene EFCAB6, whose product is annotated as EF-hand calcium binding domain 6. The record is from RefSeq and is a predicted model, not a curated record. Lineage: Eukaryota; Metazoa; Chordata; Mammalia; Didelphimorphia; Didelphidae. Gene Ontology annotation, cellular component: nucleoplasm. Gene Ontology annotation, molecular function: calcium ion binding.
UAAGAGUCUAGGAACCAUUGACCCACAAAGAGAGAGUGCUUCCUAUAGUGUCUAUUGCUUUAAAUCCCAUUUAUUUGGUACUCUCUUUGGCUUUCUGCCCUCUUGAGUGGAUGCCAGCUGGUGAUGCUUCAGACUCUCCCAUCGUCUGAACACAGCUCCUCUGAGGCCCCUUGGAGCUCCAGCACACAGCUUCCUGAAAUAAGGGACGCCCUAGAAUUUCCAGAUUUGGAGUUAUUGGGUCUUUUUGAAAAUGAAAGGAAGUGAAAAGAAAUCAAGUCACAGGGAGUUAAUACGAUCCGUCGUGAAUUCAGUGGAUUUGGGGACUUUGCAACCCGUGGCUGCUAUAGUCAAAGCAGAUGGAAGGCCUCAUUCUUCACCCCUUAAUAUCAUGGCCCCCAAUUCUGGCAGAAGCCUCGACAGGCCAUCUUCAUCUAUCUGCGUGGUGAACCCCAUCCUGUCCUUUGCGGAUCUGGACCGGAUCUUCUUUCAAAAAAUCCUCAAAAAGGAGGAGGACUUGAAGAAAGCCUUCAACAUCAUCGACUCGGAGCAAACCCUGAGGGUGACCAAGAACCAGCUGCGGAGAGUCAUUGAGGUCUACCUCCUCCCUCUCACUCGGAAGCAGUUUAACGAGGUGCUGUCUCAGAUACCCCUUACCAGCAGUGGGGAAGUGCCCUACCUGGAGUUCCUGUCCAGGUUUGGCAGAUUGAUUACAAAUGUGAAUACCCUAAAAAGGGUGAAUGGAAAGCUGUGUGCCAACAGGCCCUUGAACCAGCUGGAAUGCCAGUUAGGAGAAAAGAUUUUCAAGAAUGUGAGAGGCGUCAUCAAGGCCUUUAAGCUCUUUGACUGCACUCAGUCUGGACAGAUUCACCCCAACGGGCUCCGGCAGGUCCUGGAGAAUUUCUGCUUUAAGCUGAGGGAUGAAGAAUUUGAGAAGCUCUGGAAUCGCUACAGCUUCGGGAAGGAGUCUUCCCUGGACUACCAUAUGUUCCUGCAGAACCUAGCUACGAACAUUAACCUGAACCAAAAGUACAACAUUGGCAACAAAGACUGGAGGGGAAAGCCGGACAAUAAGUACGUCUUCGCCUUCUCUUCAUCCCUUGGAGAGGGCUGGGAAGACUCUUCCAUGGAUGAGAUUGAGGCCGCUUUCUGCAGAGAGUUCGGUGUGUCCACGUCAAACAUCGAGAAAGCCCUCAGUGCCUUUGACACCACCAAGAGAGGCUACGUGUCUUUGAAUUACCUCAAGAUUGUUGUCGACAACUUCGUAUUCCCGUUACCAAAAGACAUUUUUCUGCAGCUCCUGAAGAGAUUAGGAUUUAAAACCACCGGUAAAAUCGCCUGGAAGCAGUUUUUAAGAAAAUGCCAAACCUCUGCCAUAAUCGAAAACGCAUUAACGAUUCCUGUGAAGAAAAAAAAAAGAGUUAAUGGAACAGAACCCACGUCCAAGGAGAACAUUCUCACGAAGCUUUGCAGGCAUGUGGAUGAUGACCUUUCCUCCUUGAAGAAGGGCCUCCAAAUGAUUAACCUGAAGCAGGACGGGAAGAUCACAGGAAAAGAACUUCGGCAUGUCCUGAACUGCGCCCUCUGGAAAAUGAAUGACCUGGAGUACAAAGAGCUCAUGCAGAUGCUGGACCCCACAGGCUGCGGCUUUGUGAACUACAUCACCUUCUUGUACCUGCUGGAAGAGGAGUACUCGGCUAUGAAAAAAAAAAGACGAAACGGACUCAAAGAGGAAAAGAUACCUCAGUUUCUAGCCUGGGAUUCUGUGGAAGAAGUCCUCCACGAUACCCUCUCCAAAAGCCUGCAAGAGUUCCACGCGAUGCUGAAGAGCCACGACAUUGGAGACACGGGGAUCAUGAGCAGAAAUAACUUAAAGAAAAUCAUCCAAACGUUCUGUCGGUAUUUGUCUGAUGAGUAUCUAACAAAAUUCUGUGAUAAAUUCCAGGAUAUGAUUUCAGGAGGUAUCCUUUACAAGAAGCUUCUGGCCAGCAUAGGGAUUACUCUCCCGCUCCGUCUGAGCGACAACCCCGUCACCGUCCAAAGCCUCCAGUCACUCAAUGGAGUAUGCCGAAGAGAGGACCUUCCGGAGAGGAGCAAGUUCAGCGAGUGUCGGAAUGAGCUAGUGAGACCCAAGACCCUGGAAGAAGUGAUUGAGAAUCUCAAAUACUGGAUCCAGACGCAGGACACUACCUUUCGGGACACGUUCCUGGAGUACAGCAAGCAUCCUCUGGAGAAAAUCGGCAAAGACGAGUUUAGGAAGGUGCUGGAAGAUAACGGCAUGCCCAUGGACGAUGAACAGUUUGGUCUGCUGGUGAAAAAGAUAGGCUUUAAGAACGAAGGCCUGAGCUACCUUGACUUUGCAGCCGGAUUUGAAGAUGGGAAACCAAAUGGAAGGGAAAGUCCCGUCACCCCAUCCACGCCUCCUACUGCCGGACCAAAGAGUAGUUUUGAGAGUCAUUUUACAACUGCUGAAGAUUGCCUGAAGAACUUCCCUAAAAGGAUUAAGGAAAUAUAUGGGGAUGCCUAUUCUGCUUUUUACAAAACGGACACAAACCAUGACGGCAUCAUCAAUAUGGCUGACUUUAGAGGGAUGUUACAUCACAUGCUGUUUACCCUGAAGGAGGAGGAGUACAUGCGUCUGCUGGAAGCAAUGGGUCUGAAGCUGGGCUUGACCCUGAAUUACCGGGAGUUCCGCAACUUGUGUGAGAAGAGACAGUUCAAGAAAGAUGACCCUCCACAAAGGCUUAUCAGAUCCAAACUGAAGACGACCGAUUCAGAACUAGCUUGUGACCAGGCUCAUAGCUACCUUGCUUCAGAAGCAAAAAACCGAUGGCACGACUUGUCCAAGCAUUUUCUAGAAACUGACAAUGAGGGCAACGGCAUUCUGCGGCGAAGGGACAUACGGAAUGCUCUGUAUGGGUUUGAUAUUCCCAUUACGCCAAGGGAAUUUGAAAAGCUCUGGAUGAGAUUUGACCCCGCUCAAAAGGGCUACGUGACUUACCAAGAAUUUCUAGCUCGAAUGGGAAUCGAGUAUUUACCUUCUAUCCAUCGGCCGUACACCGUGGAUCACUUCAACUUCAUGGGCCAUUUCACGAAGCAGGAUCAGAUGCAGGAAGAGGCCAGAGAGUUCCAGCAGUCUUUGGAGAUGAAUAAGCCAUUCAGGGAGAAGUUUAAGGACCAUCUACAAGACCUCAGCCAGGCCUUUGCGAAAGUGGAUAAGCACAAGAACUCCUUCAUUUCCAUGAACGACCUGCAGAAGGUCUUGCAAGAGUAUCAGCCAAACAUAACGGAAGAGGAGAUCACGAUGAUGCUGAAAAGCUGGGGGAUCCCCUAUAGCGACAACAUCGUCUACUACCAUGAAUUCCUGAGAGCCUUGGAAAGCUUCAAACCUUCCAAGUCUCAUUCCAAGGAGAAAGAAGAGAGUGUGCAAAUCCCCUUCUCCCCGCUGACUCCUGAACAGGCUCUGAAGAGAAUGAAGGAUCUGGUCUUGGCCAACCACAACUACUUCUACAAGGCAUUUGCUGUAUACGAUAAGGAGGAUACGGGCAUAAUCAAAGCGGCGGAAUUUGCACAGGUCAUAAAAGAUUUAUGCUUUAAACUCAAAGACUCUCAAUACACUUAUGUGCUGAAGAAAUUAAAACUUCAUCUCAACUCCCACAUAAAUUGGAAAUUUUUCCUCCGGAACUUCCCCUGUUUCUGUGAAGAGACUGCUGCUGAGUGGACUGAGAAAAUGCAGAAAGCUUCCGCCCCCAAAGCGGCGAAGGACCCGUUCCUGAAAGACCUCCUGCUCCGCGUCCGGGACAUCGUGACCAUGCGCUUCUCGAACCUGCUGCAGGAGUUUACGGACAUAGACUGCAGCCGAUGCUGCACGACCUCCAAGGAGGAAUUCAGGAACAUUUGCAACCGUCACUUCCAGAUUCUGAAUGAUGAACAAUUUGAGAUCUUCUGGAACGAGCUUCCCCUCAACAGUGAAGGGAGGCUGAAGUACCAGGAGUUCUUGUGCAAGUUCAACAUGGAGAAAUCACUGAGCCCCCCCUCCACGGCGGACCCCGCCAAGCCCCAGAGACCCAGCACCACCCCGGAGGUCGAGGCGGGACAGCCCCCCGCUCCCCUGGUGGUUUCCACGCCAGGCCCGGCCCUGCGCCCCCAGACUGGAGCCGAAAGCGUUCCGGGGACUGCGAGCUCCACGGGCUCCAAGACCGGCGUCCCCCCUUUGCAGAACUGUGAAGCUAUAGAGAACAAGCUACGAAAGAAGAUCCAGGGCUUCUGGAAGGAGAUGCUGAAGGAAUGCAAAGCGAAGGACGUGGACAAACAGGGAGAAAUCUCUGUGCCUGAAUUCCAAGCUCUGGUGGACAAGUACAACCUGGACCUCAGUAAAGAGGAUUGCCAGAAUCUCAUAACAAAGUAUGACCUGAAGAACAACGGCAAGUUUGCCUACUGCGACUUCUUCCAGAGCUGCAUCCUUCUCUUGAAGCCAAAGGAGAACUCGUUGAUGCAGAGGAUGAAGAUUCAGCAGGUCUACAUGAUGAAAGGUGCCGGGACGCAGAGCCCUUCCUUCUACGCGGCUUUGCUGAGAAUUCAGCCCAAAAUCCUCCAUUGCUGGCGACCCAUGCGGAGAACUUUCAAAAGCUACGAUGAGUCUGGGACGGGCCUCUUAAGCAUUGAUGACUUCCGGAAGGUUCUGCGGCAGUAUGGGAUCAAUCUGUCCGAAGAGGAGUUCUUUCAUAUUUUGGAAUAUUAUGAUAAAACUUUGUCUUCAAAAAUAUCCUAUAAUGAUUUCUUACGAGCGUUUCUGCAGUAGGUGAUGAUGUGGGCUCAACUGCAAGUGUCACACCUGAGGUGGUGUGCUGCUACAGUAUGUGUGUGGAUGAUAAGAAACCAAUAAAAAACAAUGAAACCCA